Messenger RNA from Hyalella azteca, 1903 nucleotides. Its product is annotated as clumping factor A. The transcript has 3 exons. The record is from RefSeq and is a predicted model, not a curated record. Bases 115 to 1482 code for a protein of 455 amino acids. Lineage: Eukaryota; Metazoa; Arthropoda; Malacostraca; Amphipoda; Hyalellidae.
AGUACCCUCGUGUUCAAAUUGACGACAUUAAAAUUUGCUUGGAUUCGAGUUCAACAGUCACGCAGUCAGCUCGGAGUUCUCGCCACAUGUGUAGCGUACUGAUCUACAUGCAAGAUGAAAACUAAUCUGGUGCUGACGCUCGUCUUCCUGCAAGUGGUAUGUGGUCAAGAGUCCGUCCUGCCUGAAACGGCAGGACAACAACUCCCAAAGCUACCAGGAAUUGUUGCCCACGAUGUUGACAUCCUCCGUGAACUUGAUCCCCUUGCUGAAAAACUUUCCUUUGACCUCAACAGUCCCAUAGAAGUUCCUCAGAUUCCGCACGCAGAUUUUCAAUCGGCAGAUGUGAGAGGAAAGAACGAUGCGAUCUCCAAUGAACCGCAAACCGAAGAACAGUCACUUGAAGUAGAUCGGACCAUAGACAAUAGUUCGGAUGAAACGUCCGCCGAUUCUCAGACCACUGAAAAUACUAGAAUUGAUAACGCGCCACCAACGACCACUGAAAAUAAUAAGAUCGAUGAGGCGCUCGCCGAUUCCCAAUCCACUGAAACUACUACAACUGAGAUGUCUACCGAUUUACAAUCUACAGAAAAUACUAAGACAACUGAAGAUUUCGCCGAUUUACGACCAACUGAUAGAACAAGCGAUGAAACAUCAGCCGAUUCGCAACAGACUGACAAUACAACUGGUGAGUCUGCCGAUUCACAGUCAACUGAAAAUAUCACAACUGAUGGAACGUCCGUCGAUUCCCAACAGACUGAACAUGCCACAACUGAUGAAACGUCCGUCGAUUCCCAACAGACUGAACAUGGCACGACUAAUGAAACGUCCGUCGAUUCCCAACAGACUGAACAUGCCACAACUGAUGAAACGUCCGUCAAUUCCCAAUUGACUGAAAAUGCCAAAAGCGAUGAAGCGUCAGCCGAUUCACAUGAGACUGGAAUUACUAAAACUGAUGAAACCUCCGCUGAUUCACAACCAACUGUGGAUACUUCAACUGAUGAAGUAUCAGCCUAUUCACAGCCCUCGCAAAAUGCUGAAACUGAUGAAACGUCCGUCGAUUCUGAUUCUGCUAAACCUGUUGAAAAGGAUGAGGAAUCUGAUGAAUCAAGUGACACUGAUAAGGAUUCCGACGAAUCUGAUGAAUCUAGUGAAACUGAUGAGGAUUCCGAUGAAUUUAGGGAAGCUGAUGAGGAUUCCGAUGAAUCUGAUGAAUCUAAUGAAACGGAUGAGGAUUCUGGUGAAUCUAUUGAAGCGGAUGACGAGGGUUCUGAUGAAGUGUCCACCGACUUGAAGUUAGUUAGAACUAAGAAAACUAAUGAUGGCUUUGGGGGGUCAAAUGUAGACCGAACGUCGGAUGAAUCUGAGGGAAGAAAUGGCGAGGGUUCCGAAAAAUAUCAUGUCGAUUUAUUUUCGGAAGAAAUGAAACGUAAAGAUCCUAACGAUUUAGUCCUGCAAUUGGUCGAUCCGCCUUCUGAUGAUUAGGAAAAUUUCUUUCAGCCAAGUCAUCAACAGCAGGGCAUUUCAACGGCGGGGGAUGCCCACGCGUUAUCAAAAGGACCCAAACAACAUCUGAUGCCGCAUCAAUUGUUCGUGACGAGCAUUGAAGCGUCAGCACCAGCAGAUUGUUGCUGAAGGAAGUUGCGGCGGACUGGAAUGCUUGUAAAUUGAAGCUUUUCUACACCUUGAUACGUUCAAAAACAAAUUGUAGUAAAGAUCGGCACCAAAUAACUGAUAACGUUCUACGCAACACGUUAUCGUAUCCUCUCCAUUUGCUACAAUGCUUGCGGUAAUUUUAUUCGUUCUGAAGUUUUAAAUUUAUGUAGAAUAAACGCCAUAUUUUAAGGUCGCAGGCAUUUGAUAAUAAAUGAAGCUGUGCGCAUUUAUUAAUAAAUAUAGCUUUUGA